Argiope bruennichi is the source of this 3183-nucleotide messenger RNA. RefSeq names its product transient-receptor-potential-like protein. Gene Ontology annotation, cellular component: cation channel complex; membrane. Lineage: Eukaryota; Metazoa; Arthropoda; Arachnida; Araneae; Araneidae. Gene Ontology annotation, biological process: regulation of cytosolic calcium ion concentration; manganese ion transport; calcium ion transmembrane transport. The coding region runs from base 303 to 3026 and encodes 907 amino acids. The transcript is spliced from 13 exons. The record is from RefSeq and is a predicted model, not a curated record. Gene Ontology annotation, molecular function: inositol 1,4,5 trisphosphate binding; protein binding; store-operated calcium channel activity.
CCCGGCAGCACUGGGAUCGUUCGCUCUGCUACUCCAAACUUUCAUUUCUUCGCACUCAAACUUUUCCUAUGCUUUUUUUCUCCCGAUAAUUUUCUCCCUCACUUGGGGGUAGCUGCUUGUUGCACUCGAUUACUUCAGAGCUGGUUUCGACCCUAGCACAAGAGUUGAAACUGCGCAUGUCAGGGAACUUCUUUCGCUGAUUUAAAGGUUUUGUACUCAGUUGCAGAGGUUAAAAUGGUUCUUGAACCUGAUGUUAUGAGAAAUUCGCCCUAACUUUCAAUGCUGACUUUUCCGAAGUGCUGAUGCGUCUUGUGAGUUUAAGCAGUUCUAAGAUGGGCAAGCAGAAUGCGAAUCGAAGUACUAAAUCCACAAACCAAUACCGUAUCCGUAUACCCCUGGAACCUCUCAAAGAUGGUCAUAGCAUGGAUCCGAAGGAGAAGACCUUCCUGGAAGCAGCAGAGAGAGGAGACAGACCCACCAUGGUCCGAUGCCUGCAGAGGCCGAAUCCAGUGAAUGUCAACUGCACCAAUAUUUUAGGAAGGAGUGCCAUCCAGAUUGCUGUUGAUAAUGAAAAUGUAGAGAUAGUAGAACUGCUUCUUCAACAAGAGAGUGUGAAAAUAGGAGAUGCUCUUCUGUAUGCUAUUCGGGAAGGAGUGUAUAAAAUUGUGGAAAUGCUGAUCAAUCAUCCAAGCAUCACAAGUGAAAUGCUAGCGAAUGAUUGGGCAAAAACCCGACAACCAGGGGAAGAAAGUUCCGAUUACUCUCCGGAUAUAUCUCCUAUAAUCUUGGCAGCCCACUGCAACCAGUUCGAAAUCUUGCAACUGUUGUUGUCAAGAGGAGCUGUCAUUGAAAAACCACACCCACUCUCAUGCAGUUGUCAGAAAUGUCAGGAAGGAAUGCAUACGGAUAGUUUACGAUACUCUUUGCGGCGGAUCCACACCUACAGAGCUCUCGCCAGCCCCGCCUGGAUGUCUCUGACUAGUGAAGACCCGAUUCUCACAGCCUUCAAACUUUCCUGGGAACUGGAACACCUGGCCAUGCAAGAGAAUGAAUUCAAAGAAAUUUAUGUUGAGCUAAGCAACCAGUGCAAAAAGUACUCCUGUGAUCUUCUCGAUCUCUGUAGAAGCACAGAAGAAGUAAUUGCAGUCCUUAAUAAAAAGACAGACUCCAGUUGCAGUGAAGAUGAAGAUCUUGAUAAACUCACAUUGUCCAGGCUCAAAUUGGCAUUGAAGUAUGAGCAGAAACAAUUCGUAGCACAUCCUAAUUGCCAACAACUUCUAACUUCCAUCUGGUAUGAAGGUCUGCCAAUCUGGAGGAGACGUAAUGCUGUCACGAAGAUCAUCCUGUGCGUCAGCCUCAUCACUUGUAUUCCGUUAAUAGCUCUAUACUAUCUGAUCUUUCCAAGAUCUAAACUGGGAAAAAUUUUUCGCUCACCAUUUAUGAAAUUUAUUUACCACAGUGCCUCUUUUGGAUUCUUCCUUCUUCUGUUAGUUCUUGCAUCUACAAGAACCGAAGGAAGCGAAAGAUCUCGCCAGAAUGUCCGUGGGCCGCCGCUUUCUUUCGUCGAGUGGCUCAUCUUCUUUUGGGUAAUAGGCAUGGUGUGGGCAGAAUGCAAGCAGUUAUGGGAAGAAGGACUCAAAGCAUAUGUUCGGCAGUGGUGGAACUGGCUAGACUUCAUAAUGUUAAGUUUAUAUUUAACCACCUUCUCACUGAAAGGUGUCGCUUAUAUUCAGGUUCAGAGUGGACGAUAUGGGCCAAGAGUUCUCCAGCGUGCGUUAUGGCCAGGCAACGAUCCUUCUCUUAUAGCGGAAGGUGUGUUUGCUGUGGCCAAUGUCUUCAGUUUUGCAAGAAUUAUCUAUUUAUUUCAAACCAAUCCUCAUCUUGGGCCUCUCCAGAUAUCACUGGGAUGCAUGAUCAUCGAUAUUGCCAAAUUUCUCUUCAUAUUUUUCCUCGUGUUGACUUCUUUCGCUUGUGGCCUUAAUCAACUGUAUUGGUAUUAUGAUUCCAAUACCGAGUUUUGUGAAACGAAAGUGGUCGCAGGCGAAAACAUAACAUUUAAUUGCCAGUAUAACCCAGAUGCAUUCAUGACGAUCGGAAACACAUUCGCAACAUUAUUUUGGUCUCUGUUUGGUAUAAGUUCCCCCAAAAGUACAGAUUUGGUGGAAGAUGACUUCUUUAUCGAAACCGUUGGCCAAGGUCUCUUUAUGUCGUAUCAUGUGACUGCCAUCGUCGUACUCAUUAAUAUGCUCAUUGCUAUGAUGACUAAAUCCUUUCAAGUGAUUGAGGACCAUGCUGAUCGCGAGUGGAAGUUCGCUCGUUCCAAACUGUGGAUGGGUUACUUCGACGAGGGAUCUACACUUCCUCCUCCUUUCAACCUUAUCAUUUCACCAAAAGCCAUUUGCUACUUCUUAAUGGGAGCCAAGAGAAUAGUUUUUCAUCUAUGCAUCCAUUUGGCCAACAUCUGCAGAAAACAGCAUUUGGAUAGAAGUUCCGUGAAGCCUGAAAACCAGAAUGCUAAUUACUUAGGAAGCCCCCCAAGCCGCAAACCUAAUCGCCAGAAUGGGAAUCCACAUAUGGGAUUUAAUUUUAGACCAAGUGAUAUCAACUAUCAGGAUGUAAUGAAACGUCUGGUAAGCAGAUAUAUUCAUCAAACCAAAAAACAACUGAGGCAAGACGGGGUCAACGAAGAUGAUUUAUUGGAAAUCAAACAAGACAUAUCCAGUUUAAGGUAUGAACUGAGAGAAGACAGGAAAAGAGAAACAGCAAGAAAUACUGGCCAAAUCGAUAGUAUCAAGCGGGAUAUCAUCAGAUCAUUGAGAGGGAACUCAAUUCCCCCAGACAUACCAAGUCCUAUGAGUUCAACUGGCCUCAUGACUCCCAUAGAAUUCGACAACCUCAAGCAAGAACUCGUCUCUUGUCUACGAGAAGAGAUGAGAAUUUUACUUUCCAGAGAGCCACAUGUAUCCCAAGGAACUCCAGUGGUGAACUCUCAACUCUACCAGACCCAUCUUUACACACAGUUAUAGCAGCUCAUCAUGGACAAGAUUUUAGACCAAAAAGUGAAUUUCAGAUUCCAAGUACUAGUAUACAGAUAUUUGUUAUGUAUGAAAAUAGAAAAUUUGUAAUCUUCUGGGAAGUAUACAUCCCUGUUGCUAAUAUCUCGAAAUGCAAUGCAGUCCUUGU